Aspergillus glaucus CBS 516.65 is the source of this 1824-nucleotide messenger RNA. It is a transcript of the gene ugd1, whose product is annotated as UDP-glucose dehydrogenase. Bases 1 to 1824 code for a protein of 607 amino acids. Gene Ontology annotation, cellular component: cytosol; nucleus. Gene Ontology annotation, molecular function: NAD binding; UDP-glucose 6-dehydrogenase activity. The transcript has 3 exons. NCBI's taxonomy places the organism in Eukaryota, Fungi, Ascomycota, Eurotiomycetes, Eurotiales, Aspergillaceae. The record is from RefSeq and is a predicted model, not a curated record. Gene Ontology annotation, biological process: glycosaminoglycan biosynthetic process; polysaccharide biosynthetic process.
AUGGAUUUCGUCGCUUCUCCCCUGGGAACCUCGGGCGAGGGUUCCUGGAGCGGUUCGGGUUCGGGUUCAACUGCUCUCACUACGCCUGCUUCGAGUCCUUUGUUCGGACCAUCUAAAGGAGAUGAUCUUGCUUUGUCGCCGUCGCCGAGUUCUCCUGGUUCUGGUUAUAUCUCCUUCCAGGGCCCUGCGGCAUGGGGUGCUGUGAAGGAUGUUUGCGUCGUGGGUGCGGGUUAUGUAGGAGGACCAACUGCCGCAGUUUUGGCGCUGAACAACCCAACAAUAACCGUCAACGUCCUGGACCGGGACCCCCGACGCAUCCAAAAAUGGACAUCACCACACCUCCCCGUGCACGAACAGGGCCUGGUCAACGUAGUCCGCGCGACUAGAGACAGCACAACAAUCAAAACCAACAAUCCCAUCGCAAACACUACAAACACCCUGAAACGCCGCCCCAACCUGUUCUUCACUUGCGACUCGGCGCGCACAUCACAAGCCGACAUGAUCUUCCUAGCAGUCAACACGCCAACCAAAACCUUCGGAGAAGGCGCCGGAAGAGCAACUAACAUGACAGCCAUCGAUGAGGCCGUGCGCGAAAUAGCAGCGCACGCGAAACCGGGAACUAUCAUUGUGGAGAAAAGCACUGUGCCGUGUGGGACUGCGCAGCGGGUCCGGCAGUUGCUGGCCAGCCUCCGCCCAGGAAUCCCAUUCGAAGUCCUCUCCAACCCUGAGUUCCUAGCCGAAGGCUCAGCCAUCGAUAAUCUAACAACCCCAGACCGCGUCUUAAUAGGAUCCUCGGGCACGCCAUCUGGCCACCACGCAGCCCGCGUCUUGGCCAGUAUAUACAGCGCCUGGGUACCCUCUACCCGCAUCCUCGAAAUCAACGCCUGGUCCUCCGAACUCGCCAAACUCGUCGCCAACGCCAUGCUCGCUCAGCGAAUCAGCAGCAUCAACUCCAUCAGCGCGAUCUGCGAACGCACAGGCGCAGAAGUCGACCAGGUCUCCCGAGCCAUCGGGCUAGACCCGCGAAUCGGGCCUCAAUUCCUAAAAGCUGGCCUUGGGUUUGGUGGAAGCUGUUUCCGGAAGGACAUUGCCAGUUUGACGUAUCUGGCUGAGUCGCUGGGGUUAGAUAAUGUCGCGGAUUACUGGAGACAGGUGAAUGUGAUGAACGAGGCGCAGCGGAAUCGGUUUGCUGGGAAGGUUGCUCAGCGGUUUUGGGGAAAUCUGGUUGGGCAGAAGUUGGCGCUACUUGGGUUUGCGUUUAAGAAGGGGACGGGGGAUCCGCGGGAGUCGUUGGCUGUUGAUGUGAUUAGGCUAUUGCUUGAAGAACGACCGUUGGAGAUUGCCGUUUUCGAUCCGUAUUGUCGAGAGGAGGAUAUUAUUCGGGAGGUUGAGACUGUCUGUGGUGAUACCAGUGCGGUCAAGGUCUAUGGUGAUCCAUACCUUGCCUGUUCACUGGCGAAUGCGGUGCUUGUCAUUACCGACUGCGAUCAAUUCCGGAACUCAUCUCGGCGGUCAUCCACUAAAUCCUAUACCUCCGAAACAGACAGCAGCCUUGAAAACGAUCCAACUGUACAGGAUGUAUGGGUCUCCAAUGGCACGACCUACCACUUGACACCUCAAGAUACCUGUCCCGUUGACUGCGCUGAUUGUCGCUCGAAGUCGAGCCGUCCUACGGUGCUGGAACCGCUGGAGUGGGCGCGCAUCGCGUAUAAUAUGAAACAUCCGAAAUGGUUGUUUGAUGGACGGGGGAUGUUGGAUGUAAAGGAGAUGGAGAGGUUGGGGGUGAGGGUUGAUGCUAUUGGUCGGCGUUCUGAUUUCCCAUAG